UUCUCAAGGAGAUAAGGGACCAAUAACCCUCCUGGAGCCAGGCCUAGCAAAUUCCAUAAAGACAUGGUGUGAACUUCCACAAACAGUAUCUCUGCAAGACCCCAAGGACGGUUCAUAUUGCUGCGGCAUGAAUGUGGGCAGAAUGCUAGAGAGGAACCUCUGCUACGGGGUCUAAGGUGCAGAGGAGAGGUGAGGUGACAUCCCUGAGGCUAUACAACAAGAGCUGAAAACAUAAGCUAUGUCAUCACCUACAACCCUUAUCACUGAAAGCCAUCUGAAUCCGGUGGGACCAUGAGGCGGGUUCUCCAUCAGCCCAGAUGAUUUAGGAUUACUUUCCGUUCAAAUCAUUGCUGAUGCUCAGCUUGAUUGAGGCCUGGGGACGAGAUGUGACAAUUUCCUGGACGUUCCUAUACAUUAUGGAUGUGCCCACCGCUGAGACGCUGGGGCUGUAUAAACGUGGGCGUGCCACACUGGGACAUCUCGUUUGGGACUCCGUCCGCUACUUAAGAUAGGGAAACAGAGCCGCACAGAGCAUACAAGGGAGUGAUUUGCCCAUGAGCUCACAUCAAGUCUGGUGGAGGGGGAAGUAGAACUCAGAAGUUCUUGACUCCCAAGAGACUUCUUUCUACCAAGUCAGUACUGAACCAGUGCUCUGGACAUUGUGAUUCUGGGACUGAUGUUCUGCAGACAAGACUUAAAACAAGGGAGACUCCACAAUGCCAGCAUCCCAAAGCCGGGCCAGAGCCAGAGAGCGGAACAAUGUCCUGAACAGGGCUGAGUUCCUCUCGUUGAACCAGCCCAUGAAAGGAAACCAGGAGACCAGGAGCUCCAGCAGAAAGCAGGGCAGUCAGUCUGGUCUGGCUCCCACCCAAAACGAAGGCACCAAGGAGCGGAGGCAAUCUCAGCAGCUUCCUGAGGAGGACUGCAUGCAGCUGAACCCCUCCUUCAAGGGAAUUGCCUUCAACUCCCUGCUGGCCAUCGAUAUCUGCAUAUCCAAGAGGCUGGGGGUCUGUGCCAGCCGCGCCUCAUCCUGGGGCAGCGCCCGCUCCAUGAUCACACUCAUUGGGAUCACAGGGCAUGGUGUACCCUGGAUCGGGUGCACACUCAUCUGCCUGGUGAAGAGCAGCACGCUGGCGGGACAGGAGGUCCUCAUGAACCUGCUGCUAGCUUUGCUCCUGGACGUCAUGAUUGUGGCAGGAUUGCAGAAGCUGGCCAAGCGACGAGGCCCAUACGAUGUCCACCCAGGCCUCUUGGACUAUCUGACCAUGGACAUCUAUGCUUUCCCAGCCGGCCACGCCAGCCGAGCUGCCAUGGUGUCCAAAUUCUUUCUCAAUCACCUGGUUUUGGCCAUCCCACUCCGGAUCCUGCUGGUCCUCUGGGCCUUCUGUGUGGGGCUUUCCCGCAUCAUGAUUGGACGUCACCACAUCACAGAUGUCCUCUCCGGCUUUGUCUUUGGCUACUUGCAGUUCAGGCUGGUGGAGUUGAUGUGGAUGUCUUCCAACACGUGUCAGAUGAUAAUAUCAAUCUGGUGAACACAAGAAUCCCUGACGGAAACUAGCAGACACUUUAAGAUUUUCUCUCUCUCUCAUAUUUUUUUUUUAAAUACAAUUCUUCAUAUUUAUUGGAAAAAACUUUAACUUCCAUAAGUAGUAGUAGUCUUUUUACUGUUGCUCCCCUGCCUGAAAAAAAAUGUUUCUUGCAGAUGGUUAGGCUUCAGCAAUCAAGGGCCAGCCAUCACAGUAUUUUGGCCACUUUUUAAAAUCCCAUUUGGAUAGUAACCAAACUAAGCAGUACAGAUAACAAAAUGUCAGGUUUCAGAGUAGCAGCCGUGUUAGUCUGUAUCCGCAAAAAGAACAGGAGUGCUUGUGGCACCUUAGAGACUAACAAAUUUAUUAGAGCAUAAGCUUUCAUGGGCUACACAAAAUGAGUUCUCUUUGGGUGGUGCACAUCUGACGCCCAGGUGUGUUCUCAGAAAGCCUGUUAUCCCUUUGGGAUGCGUUAAUUAGCUUCUUGGAGGCAAAAUAUUUUGGGGCAAAGUACUACAGCACUUUUUCUGUCUGCCAGCCCAACGAUUGUGUCUUGUACCUGGCCAGGCGCACUGCUGAUGCCUCACAGAUAAUAAAUAAUCAUAAAACUUC
Messenger RNA from Caretta caretta (loggerhead turtle), 2138 nucleotides. RefSeq names its product phospholipid phosphatase 7 (inactive) (gene PLPP7). NCBI's taxonomy places the organism in Eukaryota, Metazoa, Chordata, Testudines, Cheloniidae. The record is from RefSeq and is a predicted model, not a curated record. Gene Ontology annotation, molecular function: sphingosine-1-phosphate phosphatase activity. Gene Ontology annotation, cellular component: nuclear envelope.